UAUAACUUCACCUCAUGCUAUUUGAACGGCGAACCACCGUUGUCUUCAGGUGCGAUUUUUCGUUUCCGAAUAAUAGCUAUCGACCCAAAAACUCGACAAGCUCUGUUACCACCCUCCGAUUGGUCAGCCCCCGUCUCCAUGGAGCAUAUUAGCCCCGUUGAACCUCCUGAGAUUGAGGCGGUCCGAGCAUUAGGUAGACUUCGUAAAAUCCCUGUCCUCAGCAUUUGUGGAUUAGGCAGAUGCUGA
This is a messenger RNA of Protopolystoma xenopodis, 246 nucleotides long. The record is from the annotation of a GenBank genome assembly. NCBI's taxonomy places the organism in Eukaryota, Metazoa, Platyhelminthes, Monogenea, Polystomatidea, Polystomatidae.